Molecule: messenger RNA, 468 nt
Organism: Symbiodinium necroappetens
Lineage: Eukaryota; Dinophyceae; Suessiales; Symbiodiniaceae
Source: the annotation of a GenBank genome assembly
AUGGGGAAGCUCGUUCCCUACGCGUAUUGGGUGACGUACACACUCUUCGUGUCGAUCAUGGUGAUGAACCUCGUGAUAGCGGUGAUUUUGGAGAGCUACGAGGAGGGUAAGGGCGAGAAGGAAACGGAGAUCCUGGAGUACUGCUUGAAGUUGUGGAAAGAGCGCGAUCCAGAUCUGACGUUGCGACUGCCGAUGGCUGAAGCCGUGGUUUACGUGACCGAUGCUGUGAAGUUCGGCUUGGAGCUGCAGAGCCGGCAGGGCGAAGACGUCCACGCCAGGAAAGCGGCCGCAGUGCCCAAGUUCGGCUCUGCCAUGAUCACGCAAGUUCCGAUGAAGUUCAUCCGCCCCAUGGACCUGCCAGUGGAUGCAGCCGGGGAGGUCUCGUUUCUUUCAGCUCUUCUACAGGUUUUGAAGCUCCUCUGCCACAAAUGGGACCCGGAUCUCAUGGUGGAGAUCGAUGAUGUGGAG